This is a messenger RNA of Rotaria sp. Silwood1, 435 nucleotides long. Lineage: Eukaryota; Metazoa; Rotifera; Eurotatoria; Philodinida; Philodinidae. The record is from the annotation of a GenBank genome assembly.
AUGAUAUUUGUGUUCUUCGUCCAUUAUAUAAAAAAAUUUGCACUUGAUAUAUGGGAUUUUUAUUUACGUGAUUGUCCAUAUAAUUUUGAUAUAGCUCUAGCUGAACAUGAAGAACAUUUAAAGGGUGCAGAAUUAAAACAACGUACAAAAUGUAUAUCAGCUAUUUAUGAUGAUAUUAAAUGUCUUGCUAUUCAACAUGAUUUAUUACGUGAACGUGAUUUAUGGAAUUUUGAUGAACUUGAUUUUAUCAAAGAACUACAUCGGAUGCGUCAACGAAUCGUACGUAAUGAAGAUUUCUAUAAAUAUUAUUCAUAUCGUAUACCAGUUGAACAAACGUAUUUAAAGAAUGAAACAAAUCAAUCAUCAAUAGAACAAACUAUUCGAGAACAAGGUCAAACAUCGACAAAUGAACAAACUAAUUCAAAUAAAUAUUAG